AAUGUACCUAAAUAGUAUUUAACUGAAUAAUCUACGACGUUUGAGAUUACCUAUUAUACCUUAUAAUAUAAAAUACAAUUUUAUUAUAAUAUACAUGUAGAUUGUAUGUAUAUAAACAACAACUGCCAAUGUAUAGGCAGCGUAUACCUAUAUAUCACAGUUGCUAUAGCAAUCACAGAAGUAACAUGUAAACAUUUUCUUGCCGGUACCACAGUAUAUAUCAUAGGGAUAGGGUCCGGUGUAAUUGUUGUUAUUGUUAUUGUAUUAUUAAUGUGUAAUAUUGUACAACAAGCAAUAGUCGUUGGUGUUAUAUCGAUACAUCAGCCCGAAAGGUGUAAACUAAACUUAUGAAACGUAAAAUAAGUAUAUUAACUAUGUAGAAAUGUGGUGUAUAAUAGUACAUAGUUUGUUCCUACUUCUUAUAAAAUAAAAAAUUAUAUAUUGUAUGCAUAUAUAAUAUUAUGUUCGAGAACGAUAUAUUUUAAGAUGACUUUCAACAUUGAUCAUCAGGCCGUCAACUUCCAAUACUGCAACUUGGCGGUGCAGGAAGUUUCACAGUUUUCCGAUAAGAAUCUAGAAGAUUACAGUAUUGUUAGUAGAAAACAGUUGGAUAGAAUCGUUAGAAAUUCCGAAAGACACUUGACAGAAGAUGAACAUCGUUGGUUAAUUAAACGAGACUGUAAAAGAGUGAUAUCAGAUAUAAACAAGUGUGCGCGCAGGAAAAAGUCGAUACACAUCGACCGAGGAAUAUCGUCGAUCAUCGAUCGGCGCGCGCUGCGACAGGAUGAAGAAUUUCGCUGCGAAAACGCGGUUGCCAUCAAUGACGUUUUAAAUAUCUGCCGUAACACAUCGUGUGAUGCAAGAAUCAACACUGUCGUCAAUAAUUUCACUGUUAUAAAUGUACAACAGUUGAACGUCAACAUCGUCAAUAACAAUAUUAAUUACUAUAAAAAUGAUUAUAAUAAUCACGAUGGCGAAUCGGCGACGAUAUUCGAGUGCUCGGAAAACGAUUGCAGAGAUGAUCGUACGACUACUACAAGUGACCGACAUCAUGAUACGGGGAGCGAGAAAAAUGGACCUAAAGCACUGGAGAUGUGUCUGCUACAGAGGGUUUACUGGGAUAGGUGGCGGGAUUACGCGACAAAGUCGAAAGCGUCUCGGGGCCUCGAAAGGACGAACGAUAAAGUCGACAAGUUUUUGUUGAAAAUUCAAGAAAAAUUGGACAAGGAUAAUCGUCGGCGGAAGAAUAAAACGCUCGACAACAAUAAACAGACGUGCAGUGCGUGGAACCGCGAGGCACCGACGACGAAGCGGACCGCCAGCCGCGACCGUCAGCAGGCAAAAAUCGACGAACAGAAAAAAUUGCUCGAGAAACAGCGGAUGGAAAUCGAACGCCUAAGACUGCAACAGUUGAAAUUAGAAUCUGAAAAGGCGUUACUUGAAAAUCAGAGGCUGUUGCAGGACCUGCACCAUUCCGGCGGGUUCGAGAAGAGGGCGAAAACUCGAAACUCGCAGCCGGUGCAGCAGAGCACCGUCGCGGCGAGUCCGUCCGACAUACUAAACCGGAUGGAAGUGCGGGCCCUGGAGCGCCGAGCCAAGUGGGAGGCGAUUAAGGAGAGGCGUCGGAAGGCGGAACAGGAAGAGUUGCGGAAAAAACGUGAGCUUGAGGAGAAGUGCGUGAGGGAACGGAUGGAGCAGAAACGCGAGCGAUUGCUUGAGGCCAGAGAAAACCUGAGACUGAGGACGAUCGAAGAGGACAGACGGAAGGCCGAAAGGGAAGCGUGGCGGGAGAACGUUCGGAUCGCGGACGAUUCGUAUCGUAAACUGUUAAUGAGGAGAGGACUCGAAGCGUUCAGAACGAAUUUGAACUGUGCCAGGUGGCGGGCGGAAGAGGCUUCGGAUCACUAUGACAGACAGUUAGUAGGCACUUGCUUCAGCAAAUGGCGGUUUUACGUCAACAAUAGUUUGAACGAAAAAAUAUUUUUGGCUGAACAGUUUUACAAGCGGAAAUUAAUGAAGAUGAUAUUUCUCGGAUUUUAUGAGAUUUUAGAAGAGAAAAAAAAGAAACAACAAGUAGCCGAGGAUUGGUACAAUUUUAAGAUCGAAGAAUAUUGGUUUACAAGAUGGCGUGAUUAUGUUAGAGAAAUUAGAGUUCAAACACAAACAAAAAUGUUGAAAGCAGAAUCUUAUCAUAACAAGAUAAUAAUGAAGCAUUGUUUUGAUAAUUGGAGAAAGUUUCCUGAAAUAUUAUACAAGGAAAGGCUUAAAGACUGUCGACUACGUAUGUGGCAUGAAAAAGUUCAAGAAAUUUUACCAGACUUUAUUCCACCAGAAUUUGAGUUAUAGUUUAUU
Messenger RNA from Aphis gossypii (cotton aphid), 2352 nucleotides. RefSeq names its product coiled-coil domain-containing protein 191. The record is from RefSeq and is a predicted model, not a curated record. Gene Ontology annotation, molecular function: phosphatase binding. The coding region runs from base 487 to 2346 and encodes 619 amino acids. The transcript has 5 exons. NCBI's taxonomy places the organism in Eukaryota, Metazoa, Arthropoda, Insecta, Hemiptera, Aphididae.